UAUCUUCCCUACUUUUAUUGUAUUUGUUUGCUUCCUAAAUUCUUAUUCUUGAAUUUGCUUUUCUUGAACAACCUUGUUCUUGUUUUUUUCUUGAUUAUCAUGGAUAACCAUCACCAUCUUCACUCUUUCCCUUGUUUGGAUUGCCAACCUCACACCUACAUUAGAAUGGUUCAGAAUAUGAUAGAGAGGUGCUUGCUGUUCCGUAUGGACAGAGAUGAAUGUGUGAAGGCGUUGGCUGAGCAUGCUCGUAUUCGACCUCUUGUAACUCUUACAGUGUGGAAAGAGCUGCUGAAAGAGAACAAGGACUUUUUCCAAGCAUACUUCCAAUCUCUAUCUCUUAGGCCAUACUCAAAUAUAGAUUUGUUCAAAGGACACCAAGAUUUGGACGAAGAAACCAGUGCAAAUACAUAACUAGAAGAAGAUGAAAGAAUUCUAUAAGGAAAUACAUGCAUGUAGCAGUAUUGAAGUGCUGCAUUAGUUAGAAACUCCUAAAUCCGUAAUUAUCUUAUCCCCAAUAAUUUUAUAGUAUUGUUUUUUUUGGAUGAA
Messenger RNA from Salvia hispanica, 546 nucleotides. RefSeq lists its product as uncharacterized. The record is from RefSeq and is a predicted model, not a curated record. Lineage: Eukaryota; Viridiplantae; Streptophyta; Magnoliopsida; Lamiales; Lamiaceae.